This is a messenger RNA of Apodemus sylvaticus (European woodmouse), 719 nucleotides long. It is a transcript of the gene Shisal2a, whose product is annotated as shisa like 2A. The coding region runs from base 126 to 719 and encodes 197 amino acids. NCBI's taxonomy places the organism in Eukaryota, Metazoa, Chordata, Mammalia, Rodentia, Muridae. The transcript is spliced from 3 exons. The record is from RefSeq and is a predicted model, not a curated record.
GCAGCGCCUCUACCUGCGCACUUUUCCUGCCUGCCUGGCCCUCGGGCUCUUUCUCGGGCUCAGCUGGGUCUCCGGCCGCCGUCCCUCGCUCGCCCGCCGUCUGUCCGGGGGUCCAAGGAGGCGCGAUGAGCGGCGCCUGCUCGAGCUACGUGAGCGCGGAGCAGGAGGUAGUGCGCGGUUUCAGCUGCCCGCUGCCUGGGGGCGAAGCGGCUGCUGUCUUCUGCUGUGGCUUCCGCGACCACAAGUACUGCUGCGACGACCCGCACAGCUUCUUCCCCUACGAGCACAACUACAUGUGGUGGCUCAGCAUCGGGGCGCUCGUGGGCCUGUCCGUGGCAGCAGUGGUCCUUCUGGCCUUCCUCAUCACUGCCUGUGUGCUCUGCUACCUGUUCAUCAGCUCGAAGCCUCACACAAAGCUGGACUCCGGCUUAAGCUUACAGACAACAGGCUCCAAGGAGAAGUCACCUGACCACCAAGGUUUGAACACAGCAAUCCCGAUGGAGGUGCCAGGGGUAAGCUCUCCCAGACAGAAUUCAUCCUCAAACACUCGGCUGGAAAGCAAUGAAAGGCAGACCGUGGACCCCAGAUGUUUCCUCCAGAACCAGUUCAUGGCCACAGUGACUGCUAGCAACAUUCCAGGCAUCCCUGAAGAGACCUCGGUCCCUGCCCCUGACCCACAUGGACCUCGGACCCCUGAUCCACAUGGACUGGUCCCAUAA